AUGUGUGAGGCGGGCGAGGACUACGGGGACCCCGCGCCCGAGGGGCCGCCGCCGCGCCCGAGCCCUGGGCAGCGCUGUGUCAAGUGCAAGGAGGAGCUGCCGGUGGUGGUGAUCCGCGCGGGAGACGCCUUCUGCAGGGGCUGCUUCAAGGCCUUGUACACCCACAAGUUCCGGGCCGUGCUGGGCAAGAACCGCGCCAUCUUCCCUGGUGAGAAGGUGCUCCUGGCCUGGUCCGGGGGCCCUUCGUCCAGUUCCAUGGUCUGGCAGGUCUUCGAGGGCCUGAGUCGAGAUUCUGCCAAAAGGUUGCGGUUUGUGCCCGGGGUCGUCCACGUGGACGAGGGCGCGGCCUGCGGCCAGAGCCCCGAGGAGAGGGCGCAGACGCGCACCGCCACGCAGCGCAUCCUGCAGCGCCUAGGCUUCCCCUGGCACGCGGUGGCCUUGGAGGAGGUGCUGGACUUGCCGCCGUCCGUGCUGCGCUGCUCUGCGCGGGAGCCGCCAGGGGCCCAGGGCGCCUACAAGGCAGCCGUGGACACGUUCCUGCAGCAGCAGCGCCGCGGGGGGACUGAGGCUGCGGGGGGCAGCCCCGCCCCGGCCCCAGAGGAGGAGCCGCAGAGCCCACCCCCCACCCAUGACCCCCCGGCCGGGGCCCCCACGGCUGCCCAGACGCAGGCCCUGUCCAAGCUGUUCGGCUCCGUGAGGUCGUUGACGGCCAAGGAGGAGCUUCUGCAGACCCUGCGCACCCACUUGAUCCUGCAUGUGGCCCGGGCCCACGGCUACGCCAAGGUCAUGACGGGGGAGAGCUGCACGCGCCUGGCCAUCAAGCUCAUGACCGGCCUGGCGCUGGGGCGAGGCGCCUUCCUGGCCUGGGACACGGGCUUCUCGGACGAGCGGCACGGCGACGUGGUGGUGCUGCGGCCCAUGCGCGAGCACACGCUCAAGGAGGUCGCCUUCCACAACCACCUGUUCAAGGUCCCCUCCGUCUUCACGCCCGCUGUCGACACCAGGGCCCCCGAGAAGGACAGCGUGCACCGGCUGGUGGAGGCCUUCGUGCUGCGGCUGCAGGCCCGGUUUCCCUCCACCGUCAGCACUGUGUACAGGACAAGUGAGAAGCUGCUCAAGGCCCCCAGGGACGCCCGUGCCCCUCUGGCCCCUGUGCCCUGCUGCCUGCUCUGCUCCUGCCCCUUGGACAUCGACACCGCUGGCAGUGCCACGGCCUUUGGCGCCCAGGCUGCCCACCUCUCCCGGAUGCAGGCGGAGGCGCCCGCAGCAACGUGUGCUUGUGCAGGGGCGGCCGGGCUCUGUGGGAGGGAGGAGCCUGGCACCUGCCUCAUGGAGCAGCUGUGCUACAGCUGUCGGGUCACCAUGAAGGACGUGCCCUCCCUGGAGCCCUUGCCACCCUACAUCCUGGCCGAGGCCCAGCUCCGCAGCCAGGGGGAGGUGCCGCUCCUGGGGUGCCAGGAGAGCCUGCCUGCCGGGCCCUCCCCACCGUGCGCCUCUCCCGGGGCCGGGCCUGCGGGGCCUCCCUGCGCAUGUCUCCUCGGCGACGGGCAGACGGAGCCGGACGUGGCGCGAGCUGAGGCCGCCCAGGGCCGGGGCUGCGGUGGGAAGUCAGGGACGGCACCCAGCUGAUUCUCCGUUUGUAUAAAUAAAACGUUUUUAAUUAGAAAAUUCUACAGUACGUGUGGGGGAGGCCGGGCCCCGGGCCGCAGGCGGCGGAGGACAGCAGUCCUG
This is a messenger RNA of Talpa occidentalis (Iberian mole), 1731 nucleotides long. It is a transcript of the gene CTU2, whose product is annotated as cytosolic thiouridylase subunit 2. Bases 1 to 1629 code for a protein of 542 amino acids. NCBI's taxonomy places the organism in Eukaryota, Metazoa, Chordata, Mammalia, Eulipotyphla, Talpidae. The record is from RefSeq and is a predicted model, not a curated record. Gene Ontology annotation, cellular component: cytosol. Gene Ontology annotation, biological process: tRNA wobble position uridine thiolation. The transcript is spliced from 14 exons. Gene Ontology annotation, molecular function: sulfurtransferase activity; tRNA binding.